GUCUUCUUUCCCUUCUUCUUUUCUUUGUUGACAGAAUUAAAAAGAAAAAGAAGAAGAAGAAAAAGAAAACCAAUAUAAAUAGAUUACAAACAUAAAGACCCCAUUCUUUUGCGGCGAGCAAAAAAUCAAUACAACUUCUUGCUCUUUUCUUUCUCAAUUGUACUCAUAACCUACUUGUCUCAUCUACUCUACUUUUUCUUUUACACAUACACAACUAUGAUUCUUUCAAGAAGAUCAACGACAAUUCAAUUCUUAUUUUUACUUGUCUUUCUGACUUUCAGUUAUAACGUCCGAGCAGAGUAUGUUCGACGUGGGGUAGCUCGUGUCAUGGAUUUCAAUGAAUAUUCGGCUUUUAAUGUAACAGAGGGCAGUGAGCUUGGAAAAAGAGAUAGAGUAACAUGGUAUAAUGGUCAAGAUUUGAAAAAAGCAGCAUGCUUCACUGGUCGUAAUGGAGCUCCAAGAGUAGAUGCACAUGUACACGAUAUGAUCGGUGCUAUGGCAAUGCACGGUUUUGAACAAUGUAAUAAAUGUAUGCGCAUAACCAACAAUCGGGCAAAAAGCAAAAAAGUCGUUGUACAGAUUAUUGACAAAUGCGCGGCUUGUAAAGUUGGAAGUGCUAUUGAUCUGACGCCAGGAGCUUUCAAGAAGCUUGCUCCUGGAGGAGACCUGGGAUUAGGUGUACUUGAUAUUACAUUCAAGCCGGUGAAAUGUCCAACGGGUGGUAUAUUCUCUAAACUGGCCCAUUUACUCUGAUCUGUAGUUAGUAGUACCAGCACAUUAUGCCUCUUUGUCUUUACCAAAAGACAAUUCACAUCACUGGCUCUGAAGGUGCAACAUGUCAACACCUUUUUCACUUGCUAACAAUUGUUUUUUAUCUUUUAAAGUACAUAGCAUCUCUAUUCCCUUUUUCUUUUUUCCUUUCCCUAACCGCUUUGGACAUCUUUGUCGUAAUUGUAAUCAAACGAAUUUUGUUUUCUUAAACUCUGUACACUUUCUCGAGUCGUCGUUAACAUAUACAAAAGAAUAAAAAAAGGAGACAUGACACUGUUUUUAUUAGCAGAGGCGACCCCUUCCUCCUUUUCCUCUUUAUACACAAAAAACACCUUUUUUAUAUAUUUUAUCCUUUCCAUCGUGUGUUACGUUUCAUAAUGCAUGUUUGAAACUGUGCGCAAAGACGCAGAACCUUAAAAUAAAAAAACCAAACUAA
This is a messenger RNA of Mycotypha africana, 1207 nucleotides long. RefSeq lists its product as uncharacterized. Gene Ontology annotation, biological process: defense response to fungus; defense response to bacterium. The coding region runs from base 217 to 753 and encodes 178 amino acids. NCBI's taxonomy places the organism in Eukaryota, Fungi, Mucoromycota, Mucoromycetes, Mucorales, Mycotyphaceae. The transcript is spliced from 3 exons. The record is from RefSeq and is a predicted model, not a curated record.